UCCGAAACUGCGCCGACUCUUAGAAUAUGUUUGGCAGUUAGGAUCCAAGGGAAUACGGAAGCUCGAUGGGAGUGUCAAGAGUACCAGAUCAGGUUUCGAGAUACGCUUAAUUGGCGACAUGCGGUCGAUCAUCUCCCUGAUACGUCGGUCGUACCAUAUUCGGGCUCUUCUGGUCAAGGAGACGAGGUUAACAACAAUGGAGAAUUUAGUAUGACUGCAGCAGAAUGUGAUGGAGAAAAUACGACUGAAACAGAGUAUGAUGGAGAAGCAGAUGUACGGCGUGGCGAGGGCGAGACUUUGAAUCUCAAAAGCCACUGGUCGCUUUCGACUACGCACUCAAAUUCGUCUUUGGAAACGAUUCGCGCUUCUGGCAAAAGCUGUUCUAGAAAGGAUGCCUCGACUAAGACAUCUUCGCCUUCUAACUCUGUGCAAACGGUGCGUCAUGGCACUAAACAAACAGACUCUGCUAAGCAGUCGCAACAACCUCUCACACAUCAUCAGUCCCAUGAGCAGUCUACGUCAGACAGUGAUGAUGCUGUGGAUAUUGAAGAAGAGAUACGACGCAACCGAGAAGAUGCCCUCCAGCGGCUUGAAGGAAAGCAAGAUGGGAAGCCUGGGGAAAAGCACGAGAGCAAGCUCCUAGAUAGACUGAAGUGUGCAUUUGGAUUUACAUCCAGGCGUGGAAAGUCUCAGCCGCAAUUCGACACGCCCGAAUAUCAAGGAUGGGCCAAGCUAAGCAUGUUUAUUGCCAGCGGAUUGGAUGCAGAAGCAAGAGGGUUAUUUCCCCCGUUAACGGAAGAGCAAGAGGCCGUUCUGUUGCCUGUAGAGCAGAAGGGAAACUCGUUCGAAGUAAAGAUGAAGCACCCAGGAAAGGCCGCCGUUCUAUGUGACGUGAAAGCGGCUAUGAGGCAUAUCGAGGCUCGGAAAUGGAAGGAUUUCGUCGUCCUCGUUAGGUAUGCAGAUACACCUCAGGAGCAGAGGGAGUGGCGUACAAUGGGGGAGCCGCGAGUGCUUGAUUGGGCA
Trichoderma asperellum CBS 433.97 is the source of this 1023-nucleotide messenger RNA. RefSeq lists its product as uncharacterized. Lineage: Eukaryota; Fungi; Ascomycota; Sordariomycetes; Hypocreales; Hypocreaceae. The record is from RefSeq and is a predicted model, not a curated record.